This is a messenger RNA of Lachancea dasiensis, 2310 nucleotides long. Lineage: Eukaryota; Fungi; Ascomycota; Saccharomycetes; Saccharomycetales; Saccharomycetaceae. The record is from the annotation of a GenBank genome assembly.
AUGGCGCAUCGAAAAUUACAGCAGGAAGUGGACCGAGUGUUCAAGAAGAUCAGCGAAGGGUUGGAGAUAUUUGAUAUGUACUACGAGAGACAUGAAAAUUGCACAAAUAAUCCGUCUCAAAAGGAUAAGCUAGAAUGCGACUUGAAGCGGGAAGUGAAGAAAUUACAGAGACUGCGAGAGCAGAUCAAAUCCUGGCAAAGCUCUCCAGAAAUCAAAGACAAAGAUUCGCUUCUGGAACAUAGGCGAUCCGUAGAAGUCGCAAUGGAGAAAUACAAGGCAGUUGAAAAAGCCUCUAAAGAGAAGGCAUAUUCUAAUAACAGCCUGAAAAGAUCGGAUAGUUUGGAUCCACAGGAAAAGGAGCGACGGGAAGUGUGCGAAUAUUUAUCACAGUCCAUUGAAGAACUGGAGAGGCAGUACGACUCACUACAAGUUGAAGUCGACAAACUGAUAUUAUUAAACAAAAAGAAGAAAACUGCAACUGUGGCUAAUGAGGAACGCAAAAACCAGCUAAAAGACCUGCAAGGCAGGUAUAGGUGGCAUCUACAGCAACUGGAGCUUGCACUACGGCUUGUAGAAAAUCAAGAGCUUGAUCCAGAAGAUGUCAAAGGCGUGCGGGACGACGUCAACUACUACAUGGAAUCUAAUAUGGAUGCAGAUUUUGUGGAAGACGAAACCAUUUAUGACAGCCUAAAUUUGACUUCUAAUGAGGCCAUAGCACAUGAAGUCGCCGCUGCAUUUGCUGCUCAACACAAUGAAGAGCUAGAAGAGGACGCCGCGAAGGAGAACUCCAAGAUAUCCAAGAAAGAACAACGAAAAAUGGAAAGAGAGGCCAAGAAGGCUGCAAAAGCCUCCGCGAAAGCUGGUGGGAUUUUGCCUACUGACCAUGCUUCUGAGGCUACAGGAAUUGUGAUACCUCCCAAGAGCGAAUCGCGGCACAACGAGCUACAAAGUGACCCCCCAUCUGUAAGUACGUCAAGGUCAGUUUCACCAGCUUUGUCGUCAGCAGGUACCAGCAUACCAGCAACAGCUCCUAAUAAGGUACCUAAUGGAUCGCUAUCGACAUCCUCAGGAGCCGUUUCUGCUCAAACACCCGCUUCCGGUCCUCUACCGAAACUCCGCAGCGUAUCGCGCGAAGUCUCACCGGAUUCACAGGGACAUACGUUUCACCAGUCUCUCAGUGGCAUUUCUACAACUAGCACUUUAAAGCCUGCAACGAUACCAAUCAGACCAGCUGGCGACUUAAGAUGGGCCGCUGCUGCCUCCCAAGCAGCUGAAAAGGAUAAAAAGGCGGAGUCUUUAAGCAAUUUUCAGGCGGCGACCACAUCUAACUCUGCUUCGGUCGCUAACAGCACUGUUACAAGUGCUUCAAAUACCCCGGUUAUGUCUAAACUUCCUCUUGCUUCCACUCUCCCAAAGAGGACCACAUCUACCAGUAGCAUAGUGACGUCCGCAGCCCCUCCUGGUCUGGGCCACCCAGUAGGCUCUCUGGAUAUUAAUAGGAUAUCACAACAACAAAAACCAUUCAAUGAAGACCAAACUGUCAUACCAGAGAGCCCACAACCAGGAUUGAUUAGCGAUGAUUAUGAAUCUGAUUACUCCGAAGAAGACUUCGAGGAGCUUGCGGAGCAGAAAGUCUACACCACCGAAGAAUUCGUUGGCCGGAGCCUGAAACUACAAGAACUAAAGAAGAACCUAAGCGAGGACCUGGAGCUAUUAGUACUACCUAGCGGGAUUCAGGAUUUUAUUCUGAGUACCACAUUGGUCCAAAAUGAUGCUUACCAAAACAAUCAAAACAGUGGUAAACAACGAACAAUAUGCGAUUCCUGCUCGAUCGCAAGACUUGUCGAUGUUCCGGUGGGUGCUAACCCUCCGUCUCCUUUGGAUGCUUUUAGGUCCACAAGUUUUUGGGAUAUCACACGCUGCGGUCUGCGAGAAGAGUUACCUGAGUUAAAAAAUGAUGGAAUUGUGGACUUGGAUAGAAUAUUGGAAAAAUUCCGUGGUCUGGAGACAUUUUCAUUGUUUUACUGCUAUUAUUAUUCCAUUACUCCUUUGGAGCAAACCAUUGCUUACAAACUUCUUGUGGAACGUAGCUGGAUAGUUUCAUCAUCAGGUGAACAUUGGUAUUGUAGACACGGCCCUCCGAAAUUUACGAACGACACCUGUGAGAUCGCAGAUUACAAAAUCUUCAAUUUGGAUGACUGGGCCGUGAUUGACAAGUUGAACUACAAGCUAGAUUAUAGCAGCUUAAAAGAGCCUUCUGCUCUGAAAGCCGAUGUCAGCGAUGAACAGGGUCCCAUUGCGCCGAAUUAA